UGUUUGCGGAAUCGGCCGUGCGGCGAUUGGAACAUCAGCGCUAGUUUUAUCAACUGAGCUAGUUGGGAAACGAUGGCGAGGCCAGCAAGAAACUCAAAAUGAUGCUUUCUCAGCUAUCAAGAUUUUGUUAAAAAAAAGAUGGUGCAUUCGAAGGUUAUUAACAGCUAUGAUAGCAAGUCUUGGCAUUGGGAUGGUGUAUUAUGGCAUGCCAUUAGGCCUUGGAAAUUUGGCAUUCAACCUCUACUUGAGCGUCGCACUUAAUGCCUUCUCUGAGCUACCAGCAUCACUGGUUACUUUCUUGAUUGUGGGAAACGUGGACAGAAGAGUUUCCUUACUGUUUUUCACAAUCCUGAGUGGGGUUUGUAAUAUAAUGUGUGUUGUAAUAGGAAAGUUGCAGACAUUACAGCUUUGGUUAGAGCUUGUGUCCUUCUUCAGCGCCUGUACUGCAUUUAACAUCUUUUUGAUAUAUACCACAGAGUUGUUCCCAACUUGUGUGCGAAACUCGGCGGUUUCAUUGGUGAGGCAAGCUCUUGUCCUCGGUGGUGUGUUCAGCCCAGUUGUAGUUGCAGCUGGAAGAAGAAAUGCAAUUGUAUCGUAUGGGAUAUUUGCUUUGUCGAUAGGGCUUUGUGGAUUGUUUGUGGUUGGUUUGCCUGAGACAAGAGGCAAAACAAUUAGCGAUACAAUGGAAGAAGAAGAAAAGAAACACAAUGCUUCCCUAAUUAGUAAUGUAAUUAAUUAAUAAUCAAUGUCUUGUUCAAAUAAUAACAGCUUUUGUAUUG
Molecule: messenger RNA, 779 nt
Organism: Pistacia vera
Lineage: Eukaryota; Viridiplantae; Streptophyta; Magnoliopsida; Sapindales; Anacardiaceae
Product: organic cation/carnitine transporter 3-like
Exons: 2
Coding region: 167-739 (190 amino acids)
Source: RefSeq, a predicted model, not a curated record